Molecule: messenger RNA, 468 nt
Organism: Fulvia fulva
Lineage: Eukaryota; Fungi; Ascomycota; Dothideomycetes; Mycosphaerellales; Mycosphaerellaceae
Product: Dolichyl-diphosphooligosaccharide--protein glycosyltransferase subunit DAD1
Exons: 3
Coding region: 1-468 (155 amino acids)
Biological process (GO): protein N-linked glycosylation
Cellular component (GO): oligosaccharyltransferase complex; membrane
Source: RefSeq, a predicted model, not a curated record
AUGCCACCACGCAAAUCGCCGAACGCGAUCGCCUUCCCUGCCAAAGUCAUCGACCGCAGCACCUCAGCCCAGCCCAUCAAGUCCACAUCUACCACCGCCUCCUCAUCACAACAACCCGCGAUCCGCUCCCUUCAAGAUGCACAGAAUAUCUUGAUCAAUGUGUGGAACAACUACGUUGCCCAAACACCUCAACGGACAAAGCUCCUCGAUGCAUUCCUCGCGUUCCUGGCGGUGGUUGGAGCAUUGCAGUUCGUGUACUGUGUGAUAGCUGGAAACUACCCAUUCAAUGCUUUCCUAUCUGGUUUCUCGGCAUGUGUGGGACAGUUCGUGCUCACGGUCAGUCUAAGGAUCCAGACGAACCCGAACAACAAGGCGGACUUCGAGAGUAUAUCACAUGAGAGGGCAUUUGCGGACUUCGUUUUUGGGAGCAUGAUCUUGCAUUUCUUCUGUGUGAACUUCAUCAACUAG